Teleopsis dalmanni is the source of this 1657-nucleotide messenger RNA. RefSeq names its product myeloid differentiation primary response protein MyD88-like. NCBI's taxonomy places the organism in Eukaryota, Metazoa, Arthropoda, Insecta, Diptera, Diopsidae. The transcript is spliced from 5 exons. Gene Ontology annotation, molecular function: Toll-like receptor binding; TIR domain binding. Bases 37 to 1446 code for a protein of 469 amino acids. The record is from RefSeq and is a predicted model, not a curated record. Gene Ontology annotation, cellular component: plasma membrane. Gene Ontology annotation, biological process: positive regulation of canonical NF-kappaB signal transduction; innate immune response; defense response to Gram-positive bacterium.
AGUUUCACAACAACAAAAUCUCUUUAAUCCAAAACAAUGGUGCAAAAUUUAGCUGUAGUUAUACCUCCUGUUAAUUUAAAUGCUGCUUCUUCCUUAGAUUCUGCUGCUUCGGAAGGCAGUGAGAGUUCUUUCAACGAUAUACCACUGACAGCGCUUAGUAAAAAUACCAGAAAACAAUUAUCAAAUUCGUUGAAUUCUAAGAAGGUCUUACGUUCUGAAGAGGGCUAUGAACGGGAUUGGCGUGGUAUUGCUAUGCUAACACAACAGAAAAAUUUUUGUGAUGAAAAUGCUCUCAGCGGCGGUGAUCCAAUGUCAAAAGUAUUGCAACUCUGGUGUAGCAAUAGCCCGAAAACUGCUACUUUUGCAAAUCUAGAGCGCUUCUUAGGUAGAAUCGAUCGUUGGGAUGUUUCUGAUGAUAUUUAUGAAAAUUUAGCUGAAGAUGCAAGAAAUUAUAAUACUAAACUUCAACAAAAAUCCCUAGUACUAAAUGAUGAACCCGAUGCAGUGCAACCAUUAGAAUCAAAUGAUAAUUUUGGAUUUGGUUCAGAUCCCAACAUAUUGACAAAAGACGAUGUGCUUCGUGCACAAAAAGGCUUACCACCACAAAAGUACGAUGCAUUUGUGCUCUUCGCCGAUGCAGAUAUUAACUAUGCUAUAGAGAUGCUAGCAAAAUUAGAAGAAAAUGAAGAAUAUAAUUUUAAGCUUUGCCUUAAAGAUCGUGAUUUACUGGCAGGAGUGUCCUUCACACAUGUAGCGCUAACCCAGCUUAUAGAGGAGCGUUGUAAACACUUAAUUGUCAUCUUAACGGAUGAAUUUAUAAAGAGUCCGGAAAAUAAGUUUUUAGUCAAUUACACACAAGCGCUGCAAAUACAAAAUAAAACUCGUAAAAUUAUACCUCUGCUAUAUGACGAUAAAGUAGUUAUACCAAGAACUCUUAAAAUUUAUACACAUCUUCGAUACAAUGGGAAUACAAACGGACUUUUCAAUUUUUGGAGCAAGCUGGCUUCUUCAAUACGAAAUGUACAAAUGCCUACAAAUGCAACCUCCUCAUAUGCUAAAGAAUUCAUAAGUUGUUCAUUACCUAAAUCAUUUGAAACAAAAAUACCAACCCUACCGACACCACCAACUGAAAUACCUAGCAUUAAUAUCAAUGGCAAUGCAUUUGUCCCUGAAGAUGAUAUACCCAAAAAGAAGGAACGUUUUAAAUACAAAAAACGUUCGUCAAUACAUAAUACGGAUCACAAACUUCUCGUCAGUGAUUCUAAAUUAAGAAAUGCACACUCAACAAGUCAAUUAAGUGCCGUGAGUCGUGAUGGCAGUUCAAGUAUGUCAAAUCUUUCUAUUACGUCCAGCCCUUGUGAUACGAAAAAGAAGAAAAAAUGGCCUUCAAAAUUAUUUAAAAAAGUUUUUAGUCGCAGUACAUCUAAGCUGCAGGAACCAGCUUAGAUUUUAUUUAUAAAACUAAAAGUGCCAAUUUAAUUUUUUUUUUUAAACAUUAUCUUAAUCUCCUUAGAGUUAGACUUUCUUUAUAUAUGAGAAAAUUGUUAAUAGCGAUUAUUUUAUUCGAUCAGAUUUGAUCAGAUGCAUUCCUUAUAGUUCUGCAUUUUAAUGCUCUUAAAGUGCCCUUAAAAUUACAAUAUAAUUCAGUACAUUAUUU